AUGAGCGAGAGAAUCAAAAUCGACGAGCCGCUAUGGGAUCAAAACACGUUCGUCGGACGAUUCAAGCAUUUCCUGUGGAUGACCGAUCCCAGGACGUGCAUGGAAAACGAAGAGACGCUGAACAACGCCAAAUUGCUGGUCGAGAAGUACAGGAAGGGUCAGGAGCCGAAGGGCACCACCGUCGAACAGGUGAUAUACGCCAAGAAACUGUACGAAAGCGCCUUCCAUCCCGACAGCGGCGAAUUGCAAAAUGUCUUCGGCAGGAUGUCGUUUCAAGUGCCCGGCGGUAUGGCUAUUACGGGAGCCAUGUUACAAUGGUAUAGAACUCCAUUUGCGGUCGUUUUCUGGCAAUGGGUGAAUCAAUCGUUCAACGCCCUAGUCAACUACACGAAUCGUAACGCAAAAUCUCCCACCACCACUACCCAACUAGCAGUGGCCUACGUUUCGGCCACCUCUUCAGCCAUGAUUACAGCCCUGGGUUGUAAAUACUACUGGAGCAAAAGAGCCAGUCCCUUCGUACAGAGAUACGUCCCGUUCGCGGCGGUGGCGGCGGCGAAUUGCGUGAACAUCCCGUUGAUGCGGCAAAAUGAGAUUUUGCACGGCAUCGAUUGCAGCGACGAUAACGGGCGGAUCAUCGGCCAGUCGAGAGUGGCCGCUGCCAAAGGCAUUUCGCAGGUGAUCGUCUCUAGAAUAGUGAUGUGCGCGCCCGGCAUGUUAAUUUUGCCGGUCAUCAUGGAGAGAGCGGAGAAAUUCAGAUUCAUGCAGAGGAUCACGUUCUUGCACGGGCCCAUACAAGUGAUGGCUGUCGGUUGUUUCUUGACGUUUAUGGUGCCUACGGCGUGCGCCCUGUUUCCACAAAAAUGUUCUAUAAAAACCUCAACGAUAGCAUGGUUGGAACCGGAAGAAUACGAAAAGAUGAAGAAAAAUUGCGGAGAUAAAUUGCCAGAGCGGGUUUAUUUCAACAAAGGCUUGUAA
Molecule: messenger RNA, 975 nt
Organism: Phyllotreta striolata
Lineage: Eukaryota; Metazoa; Arthropoda; Insecta; Coleoptera; Chrysomelidae
Source: the annotation of a GenBank genome assembly